AGAACCUCAGGGAUUUUCCACCUCGCUCUUUCCGUCAUUCAGACAAAGCCGAACUUGAACAACGGCCUCAAUAAAUAAACACCCUCCCAAUGACACGGUCGUGUUUUUUUCUUGAAAACUCAUUCAUACACUGAUCGAUUCAAUUCUCCCAACAACGAAACGUGCCUCAGGAUCUCCAGCGUGAGGACCUUCGUGUGAGGUUCAUACCGUUGUGUUAUGGUGUUUAAUGCUAGGUGGACUCAUUGGUAAAUAUUUUAUGUUACGCAUUUUUUUUUUUUUAAUUUCACUUAACGUAUUUAAAAGACGACUUUUUUUUUAGCUCUGGUCUUUCGGUUUAAAAAGAGUCAUAUUAUUGAAAUGUUUGUUCCAGUUUGGACUAACCCAUUUAUCGAAAUAAAAGUUCAGAUAGGUCACAGAUAUAACCAAAAAAAAAUGAUGUGGGUCGCGACAUUUGAUAAGACUUCGUACAUAGUUCUGGGGGUGAGAAAAUUUCCAAGCGCUUGAAGUGAGGGCAACCGUCCUUGGUAGCUUUUUGGUAAUAUAUCUAUAACCAAGAUUUUAUAAAAGAUACUUCGGGUAGCGGGAUUUCUUGUGUGUGUGUGUGUGGGGGGGGGGGAGUUCGCCCUGGCUACAAUUUGCAAAGAUACGCAAUGAAAGUAAAGUAGUGGAGACAUUUUGAAAUGAUACGAUUAUGUCGCAAGCCGAUCAUGUUACAGAUGUGAAAAUGAGGAUUACAUCUUUUUUAAGAAAAUGAAGUGUUUUGUCAUUUGUUUUUGAUUUUUUGUUAUUUAUUUUGUUACUUUACUUGUUUGUUAUUUGUUUGUUAUUUUUUAUGUUAUGUGUUUGUUAUUCGGUUCUUAUGUGUUUGUUAUUUAUUUUAUUUUGUUUUGUUGGUGGGGGUUUUUUUCGUUGUUUUUUUGUUGUUGUUUUUUUUCAAUUGUCCGUAAUUCCUGUUCAGGAGCAUGGAAAAAAGAUUAGAUACAUUUUUAACAUGAUAACUAUGUCUCAGAACCCAAAGUUGAACAGAUGUAUAUUUUGUAUAAUUUGUAUAUAAAUUUAAUUAAUUAUCUUUUUAAAAUAAAUGAUUUUUUUUUUUAUUCGUAAAUAUAUUUUUUAUAAAUAUGCACAUCAUUCGAGGUGUUGAAAAUAAGGAGGGUAUUUUUGUUAAUACCAAUAAUCUCACAUCUCAAUCCCGUUACAGGCGUGCAAGUCGGUCUUUAACAUCACUCUAGAUUUAAAAUAUAGGUGUAUUUUCAUUUCAUUUCUUUAAAUGCAGUUCAGGGGUGAUGAAAGAGGUAGGGUAGAAUUUUAGAUUGCUACAAACAUCUCAAAACGAUUUGAUCAACAACAACAACAAAAUACACCAAAAAAAAACAACACAAAAAAACCGACCCAAAAAAAAAAGGAAAUUUCAAAUCUAUAUUGUAAUUCAACUAAAGACAUAUUUGUUUACACUUGUAUAGUUCUGGGCGUGAUAACAUAGAAUCCUAACAUUCUCAGUAGCAUAUGAAUUUCUCAAAACCAAAUGAUUUUAUAAACAUGAACGUUCGUAUGCAAAAUCAUCUUUUUUUUUUUUUUUCUUAAUUGUGUGUGUUCUAUCUUGAGAAUAUGCAGGAAAGUUUAGAUUUAACAAACAUCGGAACAUACACGGGCUAAAACUUCUCAAUAAAUGGUAGGUUAUAGCUAAAUUUAUUUCUCAAAACCAAAUGAUUUUAUAAACAUGAACGUUCGUAUGCAAAAUCAUCUUUUUUUUUUUUUUUCUUAAUUGUGUGUGUUCUAUCUUGAGAAUUUGCAGGAAAGUUUAGAUUUAACAAACAUCGGAACAUACACGGGCUAAAACUUCUCAAUAAAUGGUAGGUUAUAGCUAAAUUUGCUUAUAAUUAUUAUCCGGUUUACAUCGGAUAGUAGUUGCUAGUACCAAAAUAAUAUAAAUACAAACAGCCUAUGUCAUUUAAAUGGUAAAUACUUAUUUUAUUAAACACAUCGCCUUUAUGAAGUUUGUAUCAAUUUUUUUUUAAAUGCCUUCAUAAUUAAUUUAUAUUUAUUUUACUUUUUGCCUCCCCUUUGGGGGAUAAAGCAGAACAAAUUGAUACAUUUUGGACGCGGCGUCCAUUGACACGAUGGUCAACUGGUCAACUUUUGUAACGCCCACAAUUUUGAGGAGAACGUGGAAUGGAAAAUGCAAGAUUCUUUCCCUAACGGUAACGUUCUUGACAUGCGGGUACCUUACCCUGUUCGUUAUUCCAGUACGCAAUGUCAUACUCUCUUCGGUCAUUGAGUACGGUUGGCGCGAUAUGGAGACAUCGGACCUGAUCAGGAUCCAUUUCUGUCAAGACAAAGAACCCGAGGGCAUUUUAUCGAGCACGUCAUGUCCUGUUUUACACAAACCUCAAGUCAACGUAAGUGAUAUUAUCACUUCGUCCCUGGUGUCCCACGAUCACUUGCUGUUUCCGGAAGUUCAGAGGCGGGUGUUGGAGAAAGGUCACGGGCGAUUCCUGCCCGCUCUAAACCUGACACAGAAAGUCGAGAUUUUGUUGUUGUAUAAAGUAGCCGCCGCAGCCCUGGAAUCUGUUGGUGUGCAGCACUUCUUGGUGGAUGGGAGCUUGCUGGGCUUGAGUAGACACGGGGGGUUUGUGCCCUGGGACGACGACCUGGACGUAUCUGUUUUUUUAGACUCCUGGCAUCUGGUCAAGAAGGCGUUGUCUUGUAUCGAAGGCUUCACGUUGUACAAACCUCAUUUUGCACAUUGGAAGUUCCACUACAAGGAUCGUCUCUACCCUUUUCUGGACAUUUUCUUCUACAUGCUGGAUGAGUCUUACGUGUGGGCCGCUUCAUAUUACACUCGGAUAACCUAUAUUUACCCCAAGAGAUUUGUCUUUCCGUUGGGCGAGUCCAUUUUCGAGGGUAUGAAGGUUCCGGUGCCCAAAGACAGUCUGAGCAUAGCAAGACGAAUUUAUGAAUAUGAUUUGUGCUUCGCGUAUCGAGGACAUUUAAAACACGAAGCAAGCGGAUCAGAAGAUAAAGGAUAUUCCAUAUCGAAUGUGUCAUGCCAAGAAUUAUCAUACAUGUACCGGUUUUAUUAACGUUAAAAGACUUGCUUGUUGUUGUGGGUUUUUUUUGGUUUUUUUAGUUGUUUUUUUAAAUAAAUGUUUGUAUCAUUGAGAAGUAGAUCAUAUUAUCAUUGUGAGCUGAGCAUUCUAAAAAUAGAUUCAACACUUCAGAUCUCGUUCUAAAGUUUAUUUAUUUCUCUGCUUUAGUAAAUUUGACUUUCAUAUUUUUAAAUGUUACUGGGCUCAUACUAUGCUGCUCUUCUCCUAGCUGCUCAAACAGUCCCAGCCAACAGAGUUGCUCCCAAUUUCUAAACAUUUAUCGUGUCCUCUCGUUUUCCCUUUUUUUUAUAUUUACUGUAGCUAUUCCCCCAUAUAAAUAUAUUAUCAAAGGUGGGUGUACGUCUUCCAUGCUUGAGAACCGCUCCUUUUUUUUUCCUUAUCUAUACGUCCGGCCAGCCUAGACAAAGGGGCUCACCCAACUACGUCAUUACGUUCAGAGAACGGACCUUUCUUCAUUGCUUAAGGCCAUAUCCUUAUUUGUAUAGACUUUCCUUAAAGAGAGUGAGAAAUAAAGCACAGUCUUUAUUUUUCUCAAACUGUUGGCCGUGUGUCAUGUGUGUUUUUAAUUGUUGUCCUAUAUAAAUUAAGCAUAAUUACACUUGUGACGUAUUUACUCGUGUAGUGCCUUCAUGCAGCCAGGUCCUCUACAUGGCCAGGUCCUCCACACAGCAAGGUCCUCCACCCAACAAGGUCCUCCACACAGCUAUGUCUUCCACACAACCAAAUCCUUCAAACAGCCACGCCUUCUACUCAAACAGGGCCUCCACACAGCCAGCCCUUUACAAAACCAUGUCCUCCAUAUAGCCAGGCCUUACAAUCAAUUAUAAAAAGUGUUAGACUGCAAUAAAGCUUUAAAAUAGAUUAAUUAGAAUCAACCUUACAAUCAACCGUGCCCUCCAUAUAACCAGGACUUCUUUUCAACCAUGUCCUCCACAUAGCCAGGCCCUCCACACAGUCAAGUCCUCAACACAGUUAGUUUGGUCCUUCCUGGUCUUAACCUCAAUAUGUCAGCAAUUAAAUUAUAAUGCUAUUGCUUCAAUGUUGGUAACUCGGUGCAUGAACAGGGACAUUCUUGGUGUACAAGUAAAUUGAUGCAUGAUUGGGGACAUUUUGGUGUACAUGUAAAUUGGUGCAUGAUUGGGGAUAUUCUUGGUGUACACUUAAAUUAGUGCAUUAGAAGUGACAUUCUUGUUGUACAAGUUAGCUACUACAUGAUUGGGGAUAUUCUUUGUGUACAUGUAAAUUGAUGCAUGAUUUGGGAUAUUCUUGGUGUAAAUGUAAAUUGGUGCAUGAGUAUAGACAUUCUUGGUGUACAAAUUAAUUGAUUCGUUAUUGGGGAUAUUCUUGGUGUACAAGUAAAUUUGUGCAUGAUUGGGGAUAUUCUUGGUGUAGAGGUAACUUGACCAUCAAAUCUAUUAUAUUUAGUUGUUGUUGUUUUUCUAGAGUAGCAGGUAAUUGGGAAGAGUGUGUAGGAAGGGUCAAAUAAAUAAGAAAAAUUUUAACACAUUUAGUAAGUUAUAACAUCAGAUGAGAUUGUAAAAAUUGUUUAUUUUAGACUCUGAUAUUAGUGAUCAUACUUUUUGUUGUUUUUGUUUUUUGUUUUUUUCUUUUGUUAUUUCUCUUAAAACUAAUGAGGAUUUUUUUUUUGGCAGUUAUCAUUACUUUAUUAUUAGUAGUAAUUUUAGUGCU
Molecule: messenger RNA, 4799 nt
Organism: Lymnaea stagnalis (great pond snail)
Lineage: Eukaryota; Metazoa; Mollusca; Gastropoda; Lymnaeidae
Source: the annotation of a GenBank genome assembly